CUACUUACAUUCACACACACUAACACACCAACCACCUGGAACACAAUGCACACCGUCGCGACGGUACUAUUAUUGGUAGCUGCCAUACUGGCAGUAUCGGCACAGCAAUACCAGCAACCAGGUGGAAACUACGUCGACGAGUACUCGGGUUAUGAGUCUCCUAGACCAGCUCAUCCGACACCGCGAAGUUACGCCUCCGAGUCAGCACCGAAUCGACAAUCGGCCGGUCCAACCACUCCCAAACCAACCCCGGUGGCCAUCUUGAAGCAGAUAAACAGGCACAACGAGGACGGCUCGUACACGUACGGAUUCGAGGGCGCGGACGGCUCGUUCAAGAUCGAAACGAAACUACCGACUGGCGAGGUGAAGGGUAAAUACGGUUUCGUGGACGACACCGGUAAAGUACGUGUCGUCGAGUACGGAGCGAAUCAAUACGGUUUCCAACCGGCCGGCGAGGGUAUCACCGUCGCGCCACCCACUCUGAUAGACGAGACCACCAGCAAGGAAGCUUUACAAGCACAGAACUACCAGGAAGAGUACCAACAACAGGCUGCCAGGCCUGCGCCACUACGAGCUGUCGCGCCUGCGCCUCGUCCUGCACCCCUACCGCAACAAAUCCCGUACGACCAGUCGGCCUACCAACAACCCCAAUCUCACACUCAGGCGGUUUACUCGCCGCAAUUACCACCCAGGCAACACCAAAGCGUCCCUAAACCGCAAAUUUUCACGCCUGCCGCGGCUGCACCACCCCAAUCUGCCCUGUCCAAACAGACCGCGAUUCUUCAGCAGAACGAGGAACCGGUACCACCGUCCCAACUGUACAAUCAGGGACCAGCCCAGUUUGGUCCUGCUCCCGUUCAGGAACAUCGUUCCCAACCGCAACCGCGCAGCCAAAGCGGCGGUAUACUCGAUCAGCUGGCUAGGGAUUACGCUCUGCCGCAGGGUGUUGCACCGCCGUUGCACGACAUCAGUUUCGGUUACUACUAG
This is a messenger RNA of Habropoda laboriosa, 987 nucleotides long. RefSeq names its product zinc finger protein jing (gene Cpr97Ea). NCBI's taxonomy places the organism in Eukaryota, Metazoa, Arthropoda, Insecta, Hymenoptera, Apidae. The transcript is spliced from 2 exons. Gene Ontology annotation, cellular component: chitin-based extracellular matrix. The record is from RefSeq and is a predicted model, not a curated record. Gene Ontology annotation, molecular function: structural constituent of chitin-based larval cuticle. Bases 46 to 987 code for a protein of 313 amino acids.